Saimiri boliviensis boliviensis (Bolivian squirrel monkey) is the source of this 3671-nucleotide messenger RNA. The record is from RefSeq and is a predicted model, not a curated record. NCBI's taxonomy places the organism in Eukaryota, Metazoa, Chordata, Mammalia, Primates, Cebidae.
CAAAAACGGAACUGCGGCUGCCGCAGAGACCAAAGAAAACCGGAGGGACUUUACCCAGUUGGUGAUAUGGAGCAAGUGCCAUCAACAGGCAGACUCGUGCAGAUCACUGUGACAGAGGGAUAUGAUUUGAAAGGUUUUAAAGGAGAUACUCCAGUUACCUUUAUUCGUGCAGAAUUCAAUCAAGUGGUUCUGGGAGACUCUGCAAAAAUUACUGUUUCUCCAGAAGGAACUGCAAAAUACAACUUCACUAGCAGUUUUGAGUUUAAUCCUGAAGGAGGAAUCACUUUAGAUGACCUCGCUCACAAACCUGUGUUCUUAACUGUGACUGAAGUUUUACCAAAGGAAAAGAAACAGAAAGAAGAAAAGACCUUAAUUCUUGGUCAAGCUGUGGUGGAUCUUCUUCCCUUACUGGAAGGACAGAGUUCAUUUCAAACAGCGGUUCCAUUGCACCCUGUGCAGGGCUCACCCUUAGAGACUCCUAGUUCAAGUGUUAAGCAAUGCAGUCUCGAAGUUAAAGUAUUAGUGGCAGAACCUUUACUGACCACAGCCCAGAUCUCAGAGGGCAAUCUACUGAAGGUCACAUUGGAGGCUGCUUACUCCGUGCCUGAAUCCUUCAUUCCAACAGGUCCUGGGCAGAACUACAUGGUUGGUCUGCAAGUGCCAUCAGUUGGAGAGAAAGACUAUCCCAUUUUAUUUAAGAAUGGAACUCUGAAGCUUGGAGGGGAAAGAGAACCUGUUCCCCGGCCCAAAAAAUGGCCCAUUGCCAACAUACUGGCUCCAGGAGCUAAUAACAUUCCUGAUGCAUUCAUCGUUGGUGGUCCCUAUGAAGAAGAAGAUGGAGAACUCAACCAUCCUGAGGACAGGGAAUUUAGGAAUCAAGCAGAGUGCAUAAAGAAAAGGAUUAUUUGGGACCUGGAAAGUCGCUGCUACCUUGAUCCUCCUGCAGUGGUCAGUUUUCAGAAGCGAAUUGCCGAUUGCCGGCUUUGGCCUGUAGAGAUCACAAGAGUUCCUCUGAUUACUGUAUCCAAAGGGAAAGCUGGCAAAACUGAAAAGACUGAUGAAGAAGGUCAGCUUUCGUUUCAUGGUGUGGCUUAUGUUAAUAUGGUCCCAUUAUUGUAUCCAGGUGUGAAGAGAAUUCGGGGAGCUUUUCACGUUUACCCUUACCUAGACAAUGUAGUCCAUGAAAAGACCAAGUGUUUAUUCAGCUUGUUUCGGGAUCUUGGCCAUCACUUGAUUCAUAAUAAUAAAAUAGGAGGAAUUAUUUCUCCACUGUCCAAGCCAGCUGUUCCUAAGAAUCUGAAAGAAGAUAAACCAGUGAAAGAAAAAGAUAUAGAUGGAAGGCUGAGGCCUGGGGAUAUGCAGGCACCUAGUAUAAAAUCUCAGAGCUCAGAUACUCCUUUGGAAGGUGAACCCCCUCUAAGUCACAAUCCUGAAGGACAGCAAUACAUAGAAGCAAGGACAUACAUUGUGUUAGAAAUUCAGCUGGACAAAGCCUUGGUUCCAAAGCGAAUGCCAGAGGAGCUAGCCAGAAGGGUUAAGGAAAUGAUUCCUCCAAGGCCUCCUCUUACCCGUCGGACAGGAGGAGCUCAGAAGGCAGUGAGUGACUACCACAUACAGAUCAAGAAUAUUUCUAGAGCCAUUCUAGAUGAAUACUACAGAAUGUUUGGAAAACAGGUGGCCACACUGGAGAGUGAUAUGGAUAGUGAAACCUUGGAGGAGCAGAAGUGCCAGCUGAGCUAUGAACUUAAUUGCUCUGGAAAAUACUUUGCUUUCAAAGAACAACUCAAGCAUGCUGUGGUAAAGAUUGUGAGAGAGAAAUACUUAAAGACAACAUCAUUUGAAAGCCAAGAGGAACUGCAGACAUUUAUCAGUGAGCUCUACGUGUUCUUAGUAGAUCAGAUGCAUGUAGCCCUAAACCAGACCAUGCCAGAAGAUGCCCAAGGCACUAUUGCAACCAUUUAUACAAGCAGUGAACAGCUUAGACUCUUUGCGUUUGAAGCAGAAGUCAAUGAGAACUUUGAAAUGGCAGCAGCAUAUUAUAAAGAGAGAUUGGUUCGUGAGCCCCAGAAUCUGGAUCACUGGUUGGACUAUGGUGCCUUCUGCCUCUUAACUGAAGACAACAUCAAAGCACAAGAGUGUUUUCGGAAAGCGCUUUCCCUCAACCAGAGUCAUAUCCACAGCUUGUUGCUGUGUGGUGUCCUGGCUGUCCUGUUGGAGAACUAUGAGCAAGCAGAAAUUUUCUUUGAGGAUGCUACUUGCUUGGAACCAACUAAUGUUGUAGCCUGGACUUUACUUGGUUUGUACUAUGAAAUUCAAAACAAUGAUAUUCGAAUGGAAAUGGCAUUUCAUGAGGCCUCCAAACAGCUUCAGGCACGAAUGAUUCAGGCACACGUAACAAAGCAAAAGAGCAUUGGUACUGUAGAGGACAUUGAGGAAGGAGGGAAGAGAGAAUCCAGUUUAGGCCCUUGGGGAAUCACAAAUGGUUCUGCAACAGCAAUCAAGGUGGAAGCCCCAGCAGGACCAGGAGCUACAUUAUCUGUUCUAGACAAAUUUCUUGAAGAAUCCUCCAAACUGCAGUCUGAUUCACGAGAACCCAUUUUGCCUACACAAACUUGGGAUCCAAGUAUAAACCAAAAUUUAUCUAACACAUUUAUCAAGGAGGUACCAGCAAAGAAAGAAGUAUCAAAAUGCAAAGAUUCAUCAGCUCUUCUGCAUCCUGGCCUUCAUUAUGGUGUUUCUCAAACUACCACCAUCUUCAUGGAGACCAUACAUUUCUUGAUGAAUGUCAAGGCCGUGCAGUUUGUGCACAGAGUGCUUGCACAUGAGCUGUUAUGCCCUCAAGGAGGUCCCAGCUGUGAGUACUACUUGGUGCUGGCCCAGACACACAUUCUUAAGAAGGACUUUGCCAAGGCAGAGGAAUACCUCCAACAAGCGGCCCAGAUGGACUACCUGAGCCCCAAUGUCUGGGGCCUGAAGGGCCAUCUCUAUUUUCUGAGUGGAAAUCAUGCUGAGGCCAAGGCAUGCUAUGAACGAACCAUUAGCUUUGUAGUGGAUGCUUCUGAAAUGCACUUCAUCUUUCUGCGACUGGGACUCAUCUAUCUGGAAGAGAAAGAGUAUGAAAAGGCAAAGAAAACCUACAUGCAAGCCUGUAAGAGAUCACCUUCAUGCCUUACCUGGCUAGGACUGGGAAUCGCCUGCUAUCGGCUGGACGAGCUCACAGAGGCUGAGGAUGCUCUCUCUGAAGCCAAUGCAUUGAACAACUACAAUGCUGAAGUAUGGGCAUAUCUGGCUCUGGUCUGCCUGAAAGUUGGACGGCAAUUAGAAGCUGAGCAGGCCUACAAGUACACGAAAAAGCUAAAAUUGAAAGAUGAGGCUCUGCUUGCAGAGAUCCACACAGUACAGGAAACCGUUGGCUUUGGAAAUCCAUCUUUCUGAUACCUCUCCAGCUGAACAAUUUUCUAUAUGAGACUCUGAGUUCCUUUCCUUCCCAGAGAGUUCCACACCAUAUGAAGCCUGGAAAUGGGCUGCUGGGUUUGUAAAAAUAACCUACAAAAGAAUCUUCACCAUAAAUAGAGACCCAUUCAUUUCUUUCCAUUGGCUGUGUUACUGGAUGUUUUACUGGUUGAUAAGAAACUGGGUCACAAUAAAGAAUGAAAAUGUGAAACUCAAAA